This is a messenger RNA of Scomber scombrus (Atlantic mackerel), 1803 nucleotides long. RefSeq lists its product as uncharacterized. The coding region runs from base 1 to 1746 and encodes 581 amino acids. NCBI's taxonomy places the organism in Eukaryota, Metazoa, Chordata, Actinopteri, Scombriformes, Scombridae. The record is from RefSeq and is a predicted model, not a curated record. Gene Ontology annotation, biological process: regulation of apoptotic process. The transcript has 14 exons.
AUGGACCGUACCACAGAAGUUAAAGCAGAUGUGUUUGAGUCAGCCAACAGUAGAAUUAGGUACAGUCGCCUCCUUACAGGGAUCGUGAAGACCCUCAAUGAGAUGGAGGAAGUAAGGAGGACCCUGCUCCAGAGGCUCAUACAUAUCAACAUGUGUCAGUCUCCCUCUGAACUGCCUCCCAGUAAAUCUCUUCCGUCACUGGAUCCAAACACAAAGUUCAAUCCGUCAGUGGACCAAUCAGAGGAUGAGAACUAUCACCUGCUAAUAGAAAGACUCAGUAAAAACCAAAAGGAGCUGGAGGAGAUAAUGAGGACCCAGCUCCAAAGGCUCAGAUAUAACAGAACAGGUACAUUUAGUCCCUCACUGGAUCUCACACCUUUUUAUCAGUCAGUGGACCAAACAGAGGUCAAUCCACCUACCUGGCCACUGUCAGCUUCAGACAGGCUACAUGCACCACUAGACACCACCUAUGAUGAGUCUCAACCCACAAUGGAACCAAACAUGGUGUUUGAUCUGUCUGCAGUCAAAGAUGUUUUGAUGUCUCAGCGGUUCACCUCAACACUUUCACUGGCCCCAUCCUGCUUUAAACCUGAAGUGUUACAUGAACCUGGACACAUUUCAUACAGGUUCACGUGUCCUGGUCCAGGUGUGUUCCAGUGUAUGCUGACGAAGCUGAUAUUUACUAUGGAUCGGGAGGGGGAGUUGUUAUACAGGACUGUCCAGUGGGAUGAAAACCUUCUUCAGUCAGCUGGAAAGAGACCUGCAGGUCCGCUGUUUGACAUCAAGUGUUCAGAGGACGUUGUCUCUAAGCUUCACUUCCCACACUGUGGAAAAAAUCCUGCAUCGCUCUCAGACGUCCUGUCUGUUGUUCACAUCAGUGAUGAUGGAAUGAGCCUCCUUGAACCUCUGGAGAUUACAGACACUCACGUGGUUGUGGAUGUCUCUCACCUCUCACCCUGGGGUUUGGUAUGGGAUAUCAUUAAAAGAUUUUUCAACCCAGAUCCAAUAACAGUGAGUGGCCAAGUUCUGCUGUUUCAUCGACCAACGUACAUGAGGCAACACCCAAAACUCAACGUGUUUCUACUGCCAGAGAAUGUGCCGGUGCAGGAGGUGAAAGGACAACAGGAAAAAGCUGAGUAUAUUGACGUCCCUUCCUCCUGUGACCUCGCUGAUGGCCAAACCUACAGUCUGCACAGUUCUGAGGACCAUGAAGUACAGCCUGAGUGUGCACGAUUUAAGUGUAACUAUGGACCAAAUUACCACCCAACUUUUGAUAUUCAACUGACUCCGAGCAAAGAUGAAGUGACCAUGACAGUCCAAGACCAAGAGAAGAGACGGGUCUGGAAGUAUCACAUUAAACUGUCUGUCCUGGCAACCCAGCCCUCAGCCAGUCAACCAGCCAGGCUCCCAGUCACAGCUGAAGAAGAAGGUUCUGACCCAAGGACGGGGGAUCUGCAAAGUACUCAAAGUCUUCCAGGGGAUGAAAAGACAAAACUGCUGUCUGUUCGGAAAAAGUUUAUUGAGAGAGUGUCCGAUCCUAAUCUGAAAACCCUGAUGGAUGCACUUCUACAACACAAGGUUAUCAACAGCGGGGAAAUUGAUUCAAUCAAAGGAUUGUCCAGGGCAGACAAAGCACGAGAGCUGAUUGACAUGGUGCGAGGGAAGGGUGAUCAGGGUUGUAAAAUUCUGUUGGAUACCUUCUGUGAGGUAGAUCCAUUUGUUUAUUCAACACUACAGUUUCCAUGAAGCAAAAGGGAACUGUGGUGAAAUCAGUGGCUUGUGAAUAUAUCUUCAGAGGCUUUG